AUGGACGACGACAGUGACAUGUACGGAGUAGACAAGAACGGCUUCGUCGACGGCUCCUAUGAAAUAAACGAUGAUAUAUCGAUUCCUGUCUAUGCCGAUGUACAACUCUUUCCAUGUUCAAACUGCGGUCGUAACUUCAAUGCAGAAUCUUUGCGUAAACAUCAACCAAUUUGCAAAAAAACUGCUCAAAAACAACCACGAAAAGUGUUCGAUAUGGGUAAACAACGUGCCACAGACUCUGAUGUGCCUUACGCAGCAACCAAAGAAACUACGCAGUUUUACUAUGAAGGUGUUAAACCUAAACAGGAGAUUCAAAAGAAAAGGCCAAGCAAUUGGAGAGAAGGACAUAAUGCAUUAGUACGUACAAUUCGUGAAGCUCGACAAAUAACACAAGCCAUGGAAACCGGUGCUCCAUUACCAAAACAAACACCAUCACAAAUUCCUAGUGACUAUGUUCAAUGUGAUUUUUGUCAACGUCAUUUUAAUAAACAUUCAGCUGAACGACACAUUCCAUUUUGUGAAACUCAAUUUAAACGAAAACAGAUGCAAUCGGCAGCAGCAAAUAAUGGGCGAACCGCUGGUGGUAGUGUAGGUCGACAAGGACACGCAUAUCAACAACAGUUUAGCCUUGACACACCUAGCGGAAGUGCUAAUAAACAACAUCAAAUCAAUUCAGCACCUUCUACUUUUGCGUCGAGACGUCCUCCAAAGACCAACGGUGAAAAAGAUUAUCGAAGGCCACGAUUAAAUCCAAAUACAUUUAAAAAAAACAAUUUUGGUGAGACAUCAACACACAAUAUAAAUGGCACACCACCUAAAUCUGGUAGCCAUCGAACAACUAAAAUACGUAGUGCAGCAGGUGCUUAUCUACCCGGUAUGAUGCGUACGGGUCGAACUAUGGAAAACGAUGAUUUAAAUGUUUUGGCAGCAACUGGACGAGGACAACAAAAAGCUGAAGCGUCACCACAAUUACAACGACGUACACCAGGAGUGAAAACACGAUCACCAAGUCCAGCACGUCGAACAUCACAAGUAAGUGAUGUACCACAGCAACAACAAACCCGAGCAACCACAGCAGCGAAACAUUGUCACGAAUGUGGUAUAGCAUUUCCUGUUGAUUGGGCGAAAUUUUGUUGUCAGUGUGGUGAGAAACGUUUGAGCCUUUAA
Messenger RNA from Rotaria socialis, 1167 nucleotides. Lineage: Eukaryota; Metazoa; Rotifera; Eurotatoria; Philodinida; Philodinidae. The record is from the annotation of a GenBank genome assembly.